UUCUUCAUCCUGUCCGCCAUCUUUGGACGCCGCGUGCUGCUGCUGCUCUCUGCUAGGGGGAGCAGUGUGUUGAGGCGCUACAAGAACAAGAAGAGCAUUAAGAAGCCAGUUGACCGUCUGUCAUUUGCUGAUAAAAUGAAUCAAGAGAAACUUGCCAAACUUCAGGCCCAGGUCCGGAUAGGUGGAAAGGGGACGGCACGUAGGAAGAAGAAGGUUGUACACAGAACGGCAACGGCCGAUGACAAAAAACUCCAGAGCUCUUUAAAGAAACUGGCUGUGAACAACAUUGCUGGUAUUGAGGAGGUGAACAUGAUCAAAGAUGACGGCACAGUGAUUCACUUCAAUAACCCCAAGGUGCAGGCCUCGUUGUCGGCCAACACCUUCGCCAUCACCGGCCACGCGGAGACCAAGCAGCUGACGGAGAUGCUUCCCGGAAUCCUUAGCCAGCUGGGCGCAGACAGCUUGAGCAGCCUGCGCAAACUUGCAGAGCAGUUCCCCCGGCAAGUGCUUGAAAACAAAGCACCCAAAGCUGAAGACAUUGAUGAAGAAGAUGAUGAUGUACCAGAUCUUGUUGAAAACUUUGAUGAGGCGUCAAAGAAUGAGGCAAACUGAGGUGUUGUUCCCUAAAGACGACGGGGAUCUCCACAUCAAAGGACUGCAAUGAAAAGAUCUUGUUCCAUCAUUUUAACUAUAGGAACCCCAACAUACUGUUUCAACACAA
Molecule: messenger RNA, 721 nt
Organism: Scleropages formosus (Asian bonytongue)
Lineage: Eukaryota; Metazoa; Chordata; Actinopteri; Osteoglossiformes; Osteoglossidae
Gene: btf3l4
Product: basic transcription factor 3-like 4
Exons: 6
Coding region: 136-612 (158 amino acids)
Source: RefSeq, a predicted model, not a curated record